Messenger RNA from Scophthalmus maximus (turbot), 938 nucleotides. It is a transcript of the gene rmi2, whose product is annotated as RecQ mediated genome instability 2. The transcript has 2 exons. Lineage: Eukaryota; Metazoa; Chordata; Actinopteri; Pleuronectiformes; Scophthalmidae. Gene Ontology annotation, biological process: negative regulation of double-strand break repair via homologous recombination; regulation of sister chromatid segregation; maintenance of rDNA. Bases 109 to 561 code for a protein of 150 amino acids. The record is from RefSeq and is a predicted model, not a curated record. Gene Ontology annotation, cellular component: cytosol; nuclear speck.
UCCGGUUGAACCUUCUUCGCCUGAGCGGGACGCGGGAAAUGCGAACGUCUCCAGGCGUGUUAUAAUAAUAAUAAUAAUAAUAAAUUUAAACACGGCGGUGGUCCGGUGAUGAUGUAUAACCCGGAGAAAGCGGCCGGAGGAGAAAAAAAACGUGCUCCUCCCGUUAAAGUGCUGUCCUGUCAGCUGCGGACGGCGGAGAGCCAGGGGGAGGCGGCUGUCAGCGGCGACGUCUGGGUCGUCAGGCCGGCCAGGGGUGGCUCUCUUCCGGUGUCGCUGGUGUGGAUGCAGGGGACCGUGCUGGAGGCGCAGCCGGACCGGAACACGGUGCUGCUCAUGGACGAGACGGGCACGUUUACGGUCCAGGGCGUCAACAACAUCCCCAGGGGGAAGCCAUGUUUGUCCCAGGGCAAGUAUGUGAUGGUGAUGGGGGUGAUCCAGGCCGGCCCCCCAGAGCCAGUCAUCCGUGCGGUGAAGAUGGCCGACCUCUCGGAGCGCGCCGAGCUCCACAGGCGGAUGUGGAAGCUGGAGGUGGAGGAGCUGCAGCAGCUGCUGCUGGCCUGAGACCCACAGGACGACCUGCUCUGGUCACGUGUCUCCAGUUGGGUGUGGUAUUGUACAUAUAGGUAAUUGUUGACAAAUAUAAACGUACCCCAGUGUACUGAAGAACGGAUUUCAGACUUUGGCUGGGGAGUCAGACUUCUAUGGCAAUAUUUUGAUGGUGAAAUAAGAGUUGAGGACCUUUUUUAAAAAGGAUAAAUGCGAACAUGUGGUUGAAACAGGUUUUCCAGCAAAAGGUGUGUCUGAUCUUCUGAUGCUUUGGAAAGAAAAUGACUUGCAAUUAUGGGAGCAUCAGUUAUGGCUUACGAUGAUACCAUCGCCUUUGCGAGGAUUUGGUGUUCACUUACAGCAGAUAUUAAAAAUUUUCCAAUUACUUUAAA